Molecule: messenger RNA, 536 nt
Organism: Thamnophis sirtalis
Lineage: Eukaryota; Metazoa; Chordata; Lepidosauria; Squamata; Natricidae
Source: RefSeq, a predicted model, not a curated record
UUUCUUAUUCUUCUCUCUUUUCUUUUCCACAGCUCUGGUGUGACUGGGACAAACAACUGCCUUUUAAGAAUCAAACUUUCAACUCUUCGGUAUAUUUUACAGAUAUUUGCUCGUAUCCAGAGUAUUUCGUCUUUACCGGUAUCCUGGCUAUGGUGACUUGUGCCGUGUUUCUCCGUCUCAAUUCGGUCCUUAAGUUGGCCGUGCUCCUCAUCAUGAUUGCAAUCUACUGCUUCCUGACUGAGACCAUUUAUGCUUCCCUGUUUCUCCAGUACGAUGAAAUCAAUCAUAACGGAGAUACGGAUUUCCUGGGGACGAAAGAAGCUUCCUUGCUCCUCAUGGCCAUGUUCCUGUUAGCUGUAUUCUAUCACGGCCAACAGCUUGAAUACACAGCGAGGCUCGACUUUCUGUGGCGUGGCCAGGCCAAAGAAGAAAUCAACGAGAUGAAGGAGUUAAGAGAGCACAAUGAAAACAUGCUACGCAAUAUCCUGCCAAGCCAUGUGGCCCGUCACUUCCUGGAAAAAGACCGAGAUAAUGAA